Molecule: messenger RNA, 2185 nt
Organism: Acanthopagrus latus (yellowfin seabream)
Lineage: Eukaryota; Metazoa; Chordata; Actinopteri; Spariformes; Sparidae
Product: butyrophilin-like protein 10
Exons: 5
Coding region: 141-851 (236 amino acids)
Biological process (GO): T cell receptor signaling pathway; regulation of cytokine production
Cellular component (GO): external side of plasma membrane
Molecular function (GO): signaling receptor binding
Source: RefSeq, a predicted model, not a curated record
AGUUCCGCUGCUCGGGCCGCUGUGCCCUUAUAUGGCGCUUCCUCUUCCUGAGUUUGACUGCUGCCGCGAACGGCUCAUUCAUACUCGCUCACGCUGGUUCACCGUCUUCACCGUGUAAACAUCAACAGUUUAGCUUCGUGAUGAUCUCUGACUGCUUUCCUCGCUGCUGUCCGGUGAAAAUGAAGCUUCUCCUGCUCGCCACGUUCACUUUUCUGCUUGUUCCGACAUCAUGUGAAAACUCUCCGGAGUGCCGGUUCAUGAUGAAAGGAGGGGACGACCUCAUUCUACAGUGUCAAGUUGAUCCGCGGGUCGACUUGUCUGCUAAACCGCUGGAUGUAACGAGACCGGACCUCAAACAUCAGGGCAAAGAUGUCGUCCACGCAUAUCGACACCAACACGACUUCCUUACUGAUCAGAUGGAUCAGUACAAAGGCAGGACGACUCUCAACCAUGAAGACCUGAAGAACGGAACCAUCACUCUCCGGAUCUCCUCAGUGGGCCCGUCUGACAGCGGACAGUACAGAAUCUUUGUCCCCCCGGGGCUGUUUCGCCGUUAUAUCACUGUUGAACACCAGAACUCAACAAAGACGGAUAAUUCCAGCACAGCUGCUCCUCCAGUGACAGACGUGACCGAGCCAGACAAUCCUGGUGCUGGAAACAGGACUGACGGGAACGUUGGUGUUGGCAUCGGUGUUACUGCUGCUGCUGCUGUUGUUGCUGCUGCUGCUGCUGCUGUUGUUGUUGUUGUCGUCCUGGUGAAACUUGGAAAGAUCAAGAAGAAGAAGAAGCUGAGUGGACCGACGGGACCAGAAGCAGAGCAGAACUCUAACGGUCUUGAAAUGGAACCCUGAUGACUCCAGAGACCAACAACUCACACAGCACUGCACAAAAUGGACUGAUGACGUUCACAACAGUCUCAGAGCUUGAAGACAUGUGUUGAUGAACUGGAACCUUUUUACUGCUGCUGUUUGUUUUCUAACAGUUGUAAAUCCUCUUUACCAGGCCGGACAGUUAUUCUUCCAGCGAGGCCUCGUUAGCGACUGAGGGACACCGUGUCUCUGAUUUAAUUAUUUUAAAUCAUGCAGGAGUCUUUAAAUACACUGAACAGGUAAACUGAGCCCAUCUUUGAUAAGAACUGUUGGGUCCUGAACAGCCAAACGGACCUGAUGGAGGAACAAACCUGUAAAACAUCACAAGUUACUUUUAGAUGACUUAUUAUUUCCACUGUGAACUGUUGGCGCCACACAGCUCGACCACGUGGUGUUUUCUAUCUGCAGUGUGUUCAAGCGUCUGAUCCACUGACGCUUUCUCAGGAACUUCUAGCAGCUUUUGCCUUGUUCUGAUCCGAUCAGCAGCUGCUGUGUCCUGAAGCUUCGUUUAAAAAACUUUGCUGCUUUUUGAAAUUACGUCAUUUUUAAGAAUUUCUCAGAUUCUGCAUCUUUUUAUUAAUGACUAAAUUACUAAUUAAUUAUCAUCUUAGUUUGUAUUGAUGCUGAAUCAUGUGUGCAUCAAACAGCUGUUUGAUCAGUUUUAAUGAUGCUUGUAUUUGUUUUUCAAAUGAACUCUGUAUUUUAUAUAUUUUAUAGAACUGCACAUUUUACUGUCGCGUCCCAAACUUGUCUUCAUGUUUAUCUGUCUGCUCUUCACCGUGGUGAGUUGAUGAGUUUGGUCCUAUCCAGGGUUUGACACUGUGAACAUUUGACUCUUAAAUUAGACGAGUAAAUGAUGAUGACACAACAUUUACAAGUAAAGAUGGCGACUUGCUGCAUCCCACCUGCCGGCUGGCUGAGACUCGUCCCACCCAGUCGGAGCUUCUUUUGUAGCCAGCGUGGACAAAUUGGACGUUACAAACACAAUCAGUCGUUCUGUAAGAACCAGAUCGACCUUCCAAAUAGAAUAAAUCCAUGAGAUCAGAUUCAUCAGGCUGGAUGAGAAAUCCUUUCAGAAACUGAACUUUUGGGAUUUUUAAAAGAGUGAAGUUGUGAAUUUAUUGGUGGAAAUAAACAAAGUGCAAUACAUUUCAGUGUCACUGUGAGACCUUUCCCCCUGAUUGUUUCUGUUUGUCUGAACACUGAAUGUUCCUGUUAUUUAUUUCUGGUAUUUAUUUUGCUUAUUUGUGUCUGAGCUGCUGUUUGUAGCUGAACUCUUGAGCCUUUCAGUGAUUAAUAAAGAGGAAACAUAUGUA